This is a messenger RNA of Medicago truncatula (barrel medic), 1350 nucleotides long. RefSeq names its product pentatricopeptide repeat-containing protein At1g79490, mitochondrial-like. NCBI's taxonomy places the organism in Eukaryota, Viridiplantae, Streptophyta, Magnoliopsida, Fabales, Fabaceae. The record is from RefSeq and is a predicted model, not a curated record. Gene Ontology annotation, molecular function: protein binding.
AUGAGAUUGAAGGAGGAUUGUCCAAGUUAUGGGUACAGGCCUCCCCCUACUAUAUACGUUUCUUUGAUUGAAUCUUAUGUCAAAUCUGGAAAGUUAGAAACUGCUUUGAGGCUUUGCUUGUAUACAUUGAUCAUCGAGUCUCAUGCAAAAUCAGGGAAGCUUGAUAUUGCUAUGUCUGCAUUUUCAGACAUGGAGAAAGCUGGAUUUCUACUAACUCUAUCUACAUACGCUUGUCUAUUGGAAAUGCAUGCUUCAUCCGGACAAAUUGAUCAUGCCAUGAAACUGUACAAUUCAAUGACUAAUGCAGGUUUAAGGCCAGGCCUAAGCACUUACACUGUUCUUUUAUCUCUACUGGCUAAUAAGAAGCUUGUGGAUGUUGCUGCCAAAGUUCUACUUGAAAUGAAGACGAUGGGAUAUUCUGUGGAUGUGACAGCUAGUGAUGUUUUGAUGGUGUAUAUCAAGGAAGGUUCGGUUGAUCUUGCUUUGAGGUGGCUGCGUUUCAUGGGUUCGUCAGGUAUCAGAACAAAUAAUUUUAUAAUCCGACAGUUGUUUGAGUCAUGCAUGAAGAAUGGGAUAUACGAGUCAGCCAAGCCACUUCUUGAAACAUAUGUUAACUCCGCUGCAAAAGUUGAUUUCAUUCUUUACACUUCGAUUUUAGCGCAUCUUGUUAGGUGUCAGGAUGAAGAGAAUGAGAGGCAUUUGAUGUCUAUCCUUAGUGCAACAAAGCAUAAGGCCCACUCGUUUAUGUGUGGACUUUUCACAGGCCCCGAACAGAGGGGACAACCGGUGUUGACUUUUGUAAGGGAAUUCUUUCGAAGUAUUGAUUAUGAAUUGGAGGAAGGUGCUGCAAAGUACUUUGUCAAUGUUCUUCUCAAUUACCUAGUUCUUAUGGGACAGAUAAAUCGAGCUCGAUGUGUUUGGAAGGUUGCUUAUGAGAAUAAACUUUUCUCAAAGGCUAUAGUUUUCGAUCAGCACAUUGCUUGGUCCCUUGAUGUUAGAAACUUGUCUGUUGGAGCCGCCCUUAUAGCAGCGGUGCACACUCUUCAUAGGUUCAGAAAGCGUAUGCUAUAUUAUGGUAUUGUCCCAAGACGGAUUAAAUUGGUGACGGGACCAACUUUAAAGAUUGUGAUUGUGCAGAUGUUAGGCUCGGUAGAGUCUCCAUUUGAGGUGAGUAAAGUUGUUCUUAGAGCACCAGGAGAUUCUGUCAUGGAGUGGUUUAAGAAACCGAUAGUUCAGCAGUUUCUUCUGAAUGAAAUUCCAUCUAGGGCUGAUAUCCUGAUGCACAAGCUGAACAUACUUUUUCCCAAUUCUGCACCCGAGCAUGAGUUAACUCACACUGGGCAUUUUUAA